Frieseomelitta varia is the source of this 1421-nucleotide messenger RNA. RefSeq names its product serine/threonine-protein phosphatase PGAM5, mitochondrial-like. The coding region runs from base 200 to 1042 and encodes 280 amino acids. Gene Ontology annotation, biological process: positive regulation of mitochondrial fission. The transcript is spliced from 5 exons. The record is from RefSeq and is a predicted model, not a curated record. Lineage: Eukaryota; Metazoa; Arthropoda; Insecta; Hymenoptera; Apidae. Gene Ontology annotation, cellular component: mitochondrion.
CUUAUCAUUAACAUUGGAACAUUUAGUUUAAACAUAUUUAACAUUUUUUUUUUCUUGGUAAAACAUAUUUACUUUUUGUUUUUAACUACUAUAAAAAGAGACGAAUAUGUAGCUAGCGAAUACGCAAAAUACGUUCUACAUAUGAGCAGUAUUGGUUUAAAUCUUUAAAAAAAUUUAGUUGCGGUAAUUUAUUAUAACAAUGCCUGUACGUUUAAAUUUAAAAAAAUGGAUCGUCGGAUUUGGUGCAAUAGGUGGUGCAAUGAUUUUUUAUCCAAAUGACAACGAUUAUACUCAAUCGUCAGAAAAACAACAUUCUUGGAUAAUACCUCCUUCGUCUUGGAGCAAAUGGGACCAUAAUUGGGAUAGACGACAUCCAGAAUGGUUAGCAAAUAUAGCUAAAUUGGAUAAUGAAACUGAUAAAGAAUCACGUAAAAAAAGAUCAACUAAGAAACAAUCAUGUGUGAAACAUCAUAUAAUUUUAAUCCGUCAUGGGCAAUAUAAUACAAAUGGCAAAACAGACUCGGAUCGAACACUUACAACUCUUGGUAAACAACAGGCAGAAGCAACAGGAAAAAGAUUGCAGGAAUUAGGAUUGCCAUACUCCUUGAUUGUACAGUCAACAAUAGUUAGAGCUAAAGAAACUGCUAAAAUUAUAGAAAAAUAUCUUAAAGAUAUAACAGUUAAAGAAGAUUCUGUUCUUAGUGAAGGUAUGCCAAUUGCACCUGAUCCACCAAUUAAUAUCUGGAAUUCUGAAGUAGUUGUUUAUGAAGAUGGACCUAGAAUAGAAGCUGCCUUUAGAAAAUAUUUUCAUCGUCCUGAACCAAGUCAAGAAAAAGAUUCAUAUAUUAUUCUUGUUUGCCAUGCAAACGUUAUUAGAUAUUUUGUUUGCCGAGCAUUGCAGUUUCCACCUGAAGGUUGGUUACGGUUAAAUUUAAAUCAUGGAAGUAUUACAUGGAUAUCUAUUCGUUCUAAUGGGAGAGUAACACUAAGGAAUUUAGGUGAUAGCGGACAUAUGAAACCACAACUUAUCUCAUAUUAUUAAAACUGAAUGCACAACUUAAUUCUUUAUUCAAUAAAUUUUAUUUCAAUAAAAUUUAAAUUAUGUAAUUUACAAUAAGUAAAAGAAAAAUAUUUUUAUUUAUUCGUAGUUAUUAAUAUUAUAAUUUCAUCAUAAAAAAUUUCAAGGAGCAUUUAUUAAAUAUCAAAAAUUAUAUAUGAAAUUUGAAAUACUUUGAAAAUUAUGAAUUAUGUAAUGCUAUAUUGUAAUUAUAAUGAGUCAUGAUUUAUUUCUGCACAUAGAAAUUUAUAUUCUAUAAUAUUGAUGAGACAGACGUUUUUCUGGAAUAUACUGUAUUAUUAAUGCAAUUUCUAUACAAUUUUAUAUCACAAAUAAUAUAUUAAAAAAAAUUUUUUAUAUUCUA